AAAAACCAGGAUAAGCACAAAAUAUUAAAUAACUCAAAUAAUACCAAUUUCGAUUAAACCAUUCCAAUUUGCGCCCUUUUCCAUUUCUCAACGCCUCUGUUUUUCUUCUUCUGCAUUUCCACCACUCUGCGACAUGGCCAGAGGAGCCUCACAAUCUCAGUCCGCGGUUUCCGCACCCACGCGACCAGGGGGCAUGGCUCCUCGCGGAUCUGCUGCCGCCACAGCCGGCAUGCGCCGCCGCCGUCUCGGCGGAGGAGGCGCCGGAAACAGCUCCGCCGGUGGAGGAGGAGGCUCCGGCGCGGGCGGUAACAUGCUGAGGUUCUACACGGACGACGCCCCUGGGCUGAAGAUUUCGCCGACGGUGGUGCUGGUGAUGAGCCUCUGCUUCAUCGGCUUCGUGACGGCCCUCCACGUGUUCGGGAAGCUCUACCGCUAUAAAUCUGGCGGUGGCGUUUGAUUUUAGGAUCCGAUAACUUAGGUUUCCGAUCCUUUUUGGAUUUGAAGUUUGAUCCGUACCCUAGGCGCUUCAUUUUCGGUUCUCCAUUCAAAACGCUGCGUUUUUUAUUUUUAUUUUUUUGUUCCCCUUUCCCACUUGCUAUUUUGUAGCUGUGAGUGAAAUGAACGAAUCUUCUUACUGUUCUUGAAGGAAAAGUCGUUUCUUUU
This is a messenger RNA of Gastrolobium bilobum, 663 nucleotides long. Its product is annotated as protein transport protein Sec61 subunit beta-like. Lineage: Eukaryota; Viridiplantae; Streptophyta; Magnoliopsida; Fabales; Fabaceae. The transcript has a single exon. Gene Ontology annotation, biological process: intracellular protein transport. The record is from RefSeq and is a predicted model, not a curated record. Bases 134 to 457 code for a protein of 107 amino acids. Gene Ontology annotation, cellular component: Sec61 translocon complex.